This is a messenger RNA of Enterobius vermicularis (human pinworm), 579 nucleotides long. NCBI's taxonomy places the organism in Eukaryota, Metazoa, Nematoda, Chromadorea, Rhabditida, Oxyuridae. The record is from the annotation of a GenBank genome assembly.
AUGGCAGCUAUAAGAAAAAAGUUGGUUAUUGUGGGAGAUGGUGCGUGCGGUAAGACAUGUUUAUUAAUAGUGUUCAGCAAAGAUCAGUUUCCUGAUGUCUAUGUGCCGACAGUUUUCGAAAAUUAUGUUGCCGAUAUAGAAGUAGACGGGAAACAGGUUGAACUUGCCCUAUGGGAUACUGCAGGACAGGAGGAUUAUGACCGACUGAGGCCUCUCAGUUACCCAGACACCGACGUUAUUCUAAUGUGUUUUAGUAUUGAUUCACCAGAUUCGCUCGAAAACAUUCCGGAGAAAUGGACGCCUGAGGUUCGUCAUUUUUGCCCAAACGUUCCGAUAAUACUUGUGGGCAAUAAAAAGGAUUUACGUAAUGAUCCACAGACUUUACGUGAGUUAGCAAAAAUGAAGCAGGAACCCGUCCGUCCCGAACAGGGAAGAGCGAUUGCUGAACAAAUAGGGGCUUUUGCAUAUCUUGAAUGCUCUGCGAAAGCAAAAGACGGUAUUCGUGAAGUCUUUGAGAAAGCAACACAGGCAGCUCUUCAGCAAAAGAAGAAAAAGAAGGGCAAAUGUGAUUUGUUGUAA